GGUCCUCCGGUUGGGUCACGUGAUAUUGCCGGAUGUUAAUUCAUCGUCGGACCAUUGUGUCAGUCUGAUGAAUUAUAAUCAAGCUCCCUUUUGUUCAAUAACAGCAAUUUUGCUUCUAAUCAUGGGGUUGUACAGGGAGUUAAAUGAUAGAUAAAUUUAUGGGAAAGAAUGUAUUUGCAAAGGAAAUAAGCAGGCGUAUCUUUAAAACGUUUCGUUGCUGAAAAAUACUUGCUAACCUCUCACGCGCCUGCUGUCUGUUGCCGCUAUGCGCCGUUUUCGCUUCUCGAUUUUCGUCCCUUUGCUGGCAGCUUGGUCCAUUGUUGGAGAACCAGAGACCCCCACUCAUGUUGAUGGAGCUCCACCUUCUAAAAUCGCUGUGGUUGGAGCAGGGAUCGGAGGCAGCGCCACAGCCCAUUUCCUCCGCCAACACUUUGGCCCCGAGGUGCAGGUGGACGUGUACGAGAAGGGUGAGGUCGGAGGUCGGCUCGCAACUGUAACUGUCAACCACAAUGACUAUGAGUCUGGGGGCUCCAUCAUCCACUCCCUCAACCUCCACAUGCAGGAGUUCGUCAAACAGCUCGGUUUAAAGUACCGUCGAAAUGUGGCGGGGAAGACGGCGGUUUUUAACGGAGAGGAGAUGAUUCUGGAGGAGACAGACUGGUACUUGCUGGAUUUGUUCCGCCUGUGGUGGCGCUACGGAAUUAGCUUCAUCCGGUUGCAGAUGUGGGUGGAGGAAAUCAUGGAGAAAUUUAUGAGGAUCUAUAAGUACCAGGCCCACGGCUACGCCUUCAGCUCUGUGGAGGAACUCCUGGACUCCCUCGGAGGCAGCGGCUUCAUCAACAUGACCAAACGGCCGCUCUCUGAUUCGCUGCUGGAGCUGGGAGUGUCUCAGCGCUUCAUUGAUGAAGUCAUUGCGCCCAUCAUGAGGGUCAACUACGGACAGAACGUCAGCAUCCCUGCUUUUGUAGGCGCUGUUUCCUUAGCCGGCGCCCAGAACAACCUGUGGGCGGUGGAGGGAGGCAACAAAAUGGUGUGUUCAGGUCUGCUAAAGAUGGCUAACGCUAACCUGCUGCAAGCACAAGUCAACUCCAUCUCCCCUGUUCCUUCAGGGGAUGCACUAGAGUACCAGCUGAACUUCACCACAGCAACAGGAACAGGAUCUGAACUGUACAACAUUGUAGUCUUGGCGACUCCGCUCCAGGCCAGCAUUGGUUCUGAGCUCCAGUUCCAAGGCUUCACCACGCCGUUUGACCAGCUUCCUGGCAGCUAUCACAGCACCGUAGCAACCAUUGUUCACGGUUACCUAAACACCUCCUUCUUCGGUUUCCCCGACCCUCGGCUCUUCCCAUUCGCCAGCGUUCUGACAACCGAUACGCCCAGUCUGUUCUUCAACAGCGUGGCCAGUGUUUGUCCCGUUAACAUCUCGGCGGGUUUUCGCCGCAAACAGCCGCAAGAGGCCGGAGUCUACAAGGUGUUUUCACCACAAACUCUGGACAAACCGGAGCUGAAAACCCUCUUCAAGUCUUACUACUCAGUGCAGGUGACUGAGUGGCAAGCGUACCCUCACUAUGGCAGCAACCAGAGACUUCCUCCAGUGGAGCUUCAUCCCAAUCUCUAUUACCUUAACGGUAUUGAGUGGGCCGGCAGUGCUAUGGAGAUGAGCUCCGUGGCUGCCAAGAACAUUGCUUUGCUAGCGUACCACCGCUGGAACAGACAGAUGGAAAUGGUGGAUCAGAAAGAUCUGAUGCACAGGAUCAAGACGGAGCUUUGAUGCUGUAAGACCGAGGAUCCUGGGCUGAAUAAAUACAGUCGACUCACUGCAGGAGGAUGUCGCUGAUACACUUGAAGCUCUGAUUUUUGCUUUCAAUUUACAAAAUUUGGCCAAGGCUUUUUCAAAUUCUCACUGAACACUUUGAGGGAAAUGGAAAGUUCCACUUGUUUUCUGAGAACAUCUAAGACCAUUCUACCUCCUGAGCAUCAGUUGCUCUCUGUAUUUACUCCAAGGUAGAUAGAUGAGCGACCAACAUAUGUGGUGCUUCAGGACAAUGAAACCUAAUCUUACAUCUAUGUCAACAAACAUGCAAUCAUUUUGAUCCAUAUUAGCUUGUUUGAAUGAGAACAUUUGAGCUAACUUCUACAGAAAAGUCUGAAGAUGCUAUGAUACACUGCUACAUGUCUUUGCUACAUACAAUAUUUAGGCAGGUUCUGUAAACUGUUACAAAAUGACUUAUUUUAGUCACUGAUGUUGUGAAUUAAUGAAAAUGUGAAUGAAUUAAAGAGUCUCUGCUUCAUUUUCUCCCUCAAUUCUAUCAGGAAAGCUGUAAGGUUUGAAUAAAUUACUACUCCCGCUGUCAUCCCAUCCAACUGCAUUAGUCUCACUGCUGGGACUGAUAGUGUAGCAGCUAAAAGUCAAGUCCUAUCAGAGUUAAAGAUUUUCAACAACGAACAAAAUAAUUAGGCGGUGACUCACAGCGGUGGCCACUGGUGCUCUCUUGCGCCUUUCAUCAGACUCUUUCAUUAUCUCCCCUUCCUGCUGCUAUUGUUGCGUAAUCCAGCGGAAAGAAUUUUCUAUUUGGGGAAUAGAGCCAACCAGCUUUCACACUGAGCUGGGGAAAAAAACAAAAACAGAGGACGGAUCUGUGACUGUUGCUGGUUAGCGUGACCCCUUUUUCCUCUCAAGCAUGAAAGCCAGAUUGAGACCGUCUUCUUAUUAACGGUGUGAUUCUGUGAAAAUGCAUGUUAAAACGGACUUGUACUAAUGCCAAAUUGAAAAAAAAAAGUAAUUACACCUUUGCUUAGCUUUCAUUUCAUUCAUCGACUAACAAUGUUGAGACUUCAAAGACUGUUGGUUGAUCUGAUUGUGUUUCGUGGUGAUCUAAUGAAACUGUUCCAAAGCUUGUGCUGGCUUUAAAAACUGGUGGACGAGAUGGAAAUAAAGUCUGAAAUUCCUAAA
Messenger RNA from Oryzias melastigma (Indian medaka), 2953 nucleotides. RefSeq names its product prenylcysteine oxidase-like. The transcript has 7 exons. NCBI's taxonomy places the organism in Eukaryota, Metazoa, Chordata, Actinopteri, Beloniformes, Adrianichthyidae. Gene Ontology annotation, biological process: prenylated protein catabolic process; prenylcysteine catabolic process. Gene Ontology annotation, molecular function: prenylcysteine oxidase activity. The record is from RefSeq and is a predicted model, not a curated record. Bases 266 to 1771 code for a protein of 501 amino acids.